Aethina tumida (small hive beetle) is the source of this 1318-nucleotide messenger RNA. RefSeq lists its product as uncharacterized. The transcript is spliced from 7 exons. The coding region runs from base 182 to 1318 and encodes 378 amino acids. NCBI's taxonomy places the organism in Eukaryota, Metazoa, Arthropoda, Insecta, Coleoptera, Nitidulidae. The record is from RefSeq and is a predicted model, not a curated record.
CCAAAUAAUAGUGACACAGUUACAGUUAAGAAUUAAAUGAAAUAAAUUAUGUCACAGAACCGCUAUUUGAACCAAAUUAAAUAGACAUUGGACCAAAACACUGUUUAUAUUCCGCUAAUUAGUUCUGAACACAACUAAACCUCAAUUUUUUGACCAGUCCACCAAAGUACCCGAAACAAAAAUGAUCAGCCCAAUUUGUACGAAAUGUGUCCUGGUGAUUUCUGUGUUUUUCGUUUUGUUUGAUGGAGCCUCCACGGGCGCCAUAUUGGAUGUGACCAACAACAGAACAGGAAAAUUUUGGGGCGUAGGAGUGGUGCGUUUCGAAAACGGCAUUUGCCACGCGACCGACGGGUUAGUUGGUACUUGCUACACCAGAAGACAAUGCAGACGCAGCGACGGCGUCGGUUCCGCCUCCUGCGCCAGCGGGAUAGGGGUGUGCUGCAUAAUCCAGAGGACCUGUGGGGAAUCCAGCUCACUAAACAACACCUACUUCGUCAGUCCCGGGUUCCCUAACACCUUCACGGACAGUUCUUCCUGCACCCUCACAAUUCAAAGGUGCAACUCCGACAUUUGCCAAGUGAGAAUAGACUUUUUGACUUUGAACCUCGCCCAACCGGACGCGAACGGUACUUGCGUAACUGACGCCCUGUACGUAAUUGGGGGAGCAUCGGCGGUGCCUGUAAUUUGCGGAGAAAACAGUGGACAACACAUUUAUGUGGACUUCAAUGGUGACACUCCCAUUCAAAUUGUGAUAGCAACUGGGGCAUUGGCGACUCUUGGGAGAUCAUGGAACAUCAAAGUGGCCCAAAUCGGCUGCGAUUGUCCUUGGAGAGCCCCUUCUGGUUGUCUGCAGUUCCACACAGCUCUCUCAGGCACCAUAAAGAGUUUCAAUUAUGGAACAGCCACUGGUUUGGCUUCUACCAGACAACUGGUGAAUGAGAACUAUGGUGUAUGCAUUGACAUGCAAGCAGGAUAUUGUGGCAUUCAAUAUUCAGCUGGUACCGGCCAGUACUCGUUUACAGUUUCAAAUGAUACUAAUUCUGCCAUAAGUCAAGGAACUAUUGGUACGAUUGAUGGAGAAGUUUUUGGAGCUAAUUGUACCACAGAUUUUGUGGUCAUACCACAUCCGGUUUUAAGUAAUGGUACUGCUUUGGAUACGGAUAGAUUUUGUGGAAACGGCUUUGCUACAGUUUACACUCAAUCCAAGCCAUUUGUGCUGACUGUUGUAACCAAUGGAAAUGAAGUUAAUGAAACCAGUAACAGAGGAUUUUGUUUGAAUUAUAAACAGUUAAGAUGUGCAGGUAUAAAUUUAGGAUAA